AAAGAGAUGGCCCGAAAGAUGAGAGUAUGGGUCAAAAAGGACCUGAUGUACGGCUUGUAGAUAUAUUUGAUGGAAAAUCGAGUGGUAGUCUGGAAUAUCUUAUGGUCAAAUUAGUAGAUAAUGAAGGUGGUGGUCAAAGAGAUAAUUUUAAUAAUAUAAAGAAUUUGGGUAAAUGA
Molecule: messenger RNA, 176 nt
Organism: Racocetra fulgida
Lineage: Eukaryota; Fungi; Glomeromycota; Glomeromycetes; Diversisporales; Gigasporaceae
Source: the annotation of a GenBank genome assembly